AUGGCGCUGGUAAAUUACUCUGACAGCGAAAGCGAUACAGAAGCGCCCCCGACGGUAGCAGCACCCAAGAUCAAAGCCGCGGGAUCAUCAAAACCAUCAUUUCAAACGACACAGGCAGGCAAAAUCAGGGUCGAUCUGCCUUCAGUAAAGCCUGAAGCCGGAGAAAACCACGAUGGUCCUCCAACAAAACGAGCGCGAACAGGCGGCGCUUUCAGUGGUUUCAACAGUCUGUUGCCUCCACCGAAGAAAGCCAGCACAAGUGUGCCGAAGAAAGUCAUCAGUUUCAAGACGAGCUCGGAAGCCGCAUUUAGUCGUGCUCCACAAGCCACGCGAGAUGAGGGUGAAGAUUUCGAUUUCGGAGCUGAUGCAAACGACGAGGUCUCGAAUGAAGUGCCGGUAGAGGUGAAGCUAGUGGGCAAGAAUACCAUGUUUGUGCCGCCGAGCGUCAAAAACCGACAAAAGAAUAGUAUCGUCCAACCAAAACCAAAAUCAAAGCCAAACGUCGGAGGAACAUCAUCGACUGAGGCAACUAAAACGCACGAGGUGGUCGCGGCCGAAUCAGUUGUGCAGCCUGUGGCUCGCCCAAAAGCAAAGCAAUCCCUGUUCUCUUUCCAACCUGAACAGGAAGAAGUUGCAGAGAUAGCACAACAUUCUAGCACGUAUGAGCCAUUGUUAGGCUCCUCGAUAGACGAGGUAGAUGCGCCAACACUUUCGAAUACAGUAAAAUCCAGUGCAUCCACGUCGGUUCCGUCCAAUCCCGUGUCGUCCAAUUCGUUGUCCGCAGUCGUCGCAGACAUGGAUCUUACACCUGCCCAACGGCGACAGCUAUUUGGAAGGAACUACAAAGACAAUGCCAAUACCAACGUGACCAACUUCAAUAUCGAUUCGGAAUAUGCAAACAAUGAAGUUAUGCGUCAAGCUGGAGAAGUCGUCCAGCAUCGCGCAAUCAAGACGAUCGCACCCGGAAAACACAGCUUACAGCAGCUUGUCAACAAUGCACGCACUCAAAAGGAUGCCAUCGAGGAUGCAUGGGCCGAAGGUCGAAAGAAUCGUGCAGAGGGAGGGAGCAAGUACGGAUGGGGAAGUGGAUGA
Messenger RNA from Dissoconium aciculare CBS 342.82, 1092 nucleotides. RefSeq lists its product as uncharacterized. The record is from RefSeq and is a predicted model, not a curated record. Gene Ontology annotation, cellular component: nucleus. The transcript has a single exon. Lineage: Eukaryota; Fungi; Ascomycota; Dothideomycetes; Mycosphaerellales; Dissoconiaceae. The coding region runs from base 1 to 1092 and encodes 363 amino acids.